AUGAGUGAGGCUCACUUGAUAAUAGAAGCAGCUAAGUUUAAAUCUGCUAAUGAAUUAGCUAAGGCAGCCGCCAUCUAUGCGGAAUUAUUGGAUCAAAAUUUUGAUGACCCAAACCCUGAUCAUUUAUUUCUCCUGGCUGAUAACUUAUAUAAGAUGGCAAUCCAAAAUAAUGACCUCUUGAUGGGCGGAGGUGAUGAGGAAUCUGACGAGGGUUCGGAGUCUGAUACGAAUAAUGGCGCAGGUAAUAUAUUUCAACAACAUGACGAGGAAGAGGAAGAGGAGGAAGAAUCUGAUGACGAUGAGAAUACAAAACCUGCAAUGAAUCCAAUCUUGUACCAAUUUGAUCAAGAAGAGGAAGAUUUAUCUAACGGAGAUAGUGAUUACGAUGAAAGUGAACAUGAUGAUGUUGUUGAUGUGAAUGACGACGAAUCGUCUGAUGAAGAACAGGAGGAUGACAUGCCAGCAACUGCCGAAUUGCAAAGUUUCAAAGAGUUCCUGGAAGGAGAUUUAAACGCAAAUGCUCUUGAUUUAUUAUUGCGAGCACAUGAUCUGUAUCUUGGAUCAUCAAUCGACCAUAAAGAAUUACCUGAAAAGCGCAAGUUAAAGAUCGCCGAAUUAUUAAGUUUAACUGGUGAUAUCUAUCAAGAAUUCGAAGAAUUCGACAUGGCUUUGAAGAAUUAUAAGUAUUCUUUGGAAUUUUACGAGAAAUGUAAGGAUACUACCGUUCAAGAAAUAAUAAAAAUAAAUUGGAAGAUAUUUGGUGCGUUAAAAUGGUUGGACAACUCAGAGGAAGAUAAGAUGAAACAGCUAAAAAAGGUAGAGUCUAUUAUCAAAAAGCAUGGUAAUGGACCACAGGCAGGCUUGACAGAAUUUUUACAACUGAUUGAGGAAGAGAUGAAUGAAAUCAAGGCAGACUCCGAAAUGAAGAAAACGGGACCAUCUAACAAGAGGAAUCCAAUCCAAGCCGGAUUUGAUUUGCCGUCUAAUACUACAUCUGGGAAGGUAAACGACUUGUCAGUGCUGGUCAAAAAGAAGAAAUCUAAGAAUGGAUAA
Molecule: messenger RNA, 1053 nt
Organism: Naumovozyma castellii
Lineage: Eukaryota; Fungi; Ascomycota; Saccharomycetes; Saccharomycetales; Saccharomycetaceae
Gene: HIF1
Product: Hif1p
Exons: 1
Coding region: 1-1053 (350 amino acids)
Source: RefSeq, a predicted model, not a curated record